AUGAAAUUCUCAGUAGUUGCCGUUCUUCUAUCUUUAUUAGCAGCAACAUCGUUUGCUGAUGCAAACCAAGAGAAACGUGAUGCCGAACCUUAUUACUACUAUAAACGUGAUGCCGAACCUUACUAUUACUACAAAAGAGAUGCCAUUGAGAGGGAUGCUGAACCAUACUAUUACUACAAGCGUGAAGCCAAUCGACAGAAACGUGACGCCGAACCGUACUAUUACUACAAACGCCAGGGUGUAACCGAAUAA
Molecule: messenger RNA, 252 nt
Organism: Diversispora eburnea
Lineage: Eukaryota; Fungi; Glomeromycota; Glomeromycetes; Diversisporales; Diversisporaceae
Source: the annotation of a GenBank genome assembly